Osmerus eperlanus (European smelt) is the source of this 2323-nucleotide messenger RNA. RefSeq names its product UDP-N-acetyl-alpha-D-galactosamine:polypeptide N-acetylgalactosaminyltransferase 3 (GalNAc-T3) (gene galnt3). The record is from RefSeq and is a predicted model, not a curated record. Lineage: Eukaryota; Metazoa; Chordata; Actinopteri; Osmeriformes; Osmeridae. Gene Ontology annotation, biological process: protein O-linked glycosylation. Gene Ontology annotation, molecular function: polypeptide N-acetylgalactosaminyltransferase activity. Gene Ontology annotation, cellular component: Golgi apparatus.
UGUUUAUUCCUCCCAGUAACAGAUGUCUUUGACACCCGGAGAUCCUCUGUACGCACGCGUGCCACCAGCCAGGUCUCCACCCUCUACCUGCAUGCGAGGAGCGCACCUGGAUCCAACGAGACGGAAGUAGUUCGCAGAGAUUGAGGAUUAACUGUGCUGACUGUGACAACUAGACAUCGGAUAACCAACUAUUGGAAUCUGCACAUUUUUGAAGAAGGAUUUCGUAAAGCUAUAACGCAAGAUGUAAUUUCAUGGACUUUUAAACUUUGAGUGGACUACAGUUCUUAUUAUGUAACGUCUCACACGGACCUCAGCUGAUGCAGCCUCGCCACAUCUCCAGAAGGAUGACAGGCUUCCGCAGGAUCCUGAGGAGGAGGUUACACCCUCUGAAGCUGGUCGUCGUCGCCCUGAUAUUCGUCACGUUUCUGUUCCUGAUCCAGUGGGAGGUGGGCAGCCAGGACAGCCAGGAGGAGCCCUGGCUGAGGGAGAUGGCUGUGAAGAGGGACGCCGUGCUGGGCAUGGUCAUGGGGGCCGUCAACAACUUCCGGGACGCCAUACCAAAGAUGCAGAUCAAAGCCCCGGUCAGGCAGCAGGGCAGUGCGGACUCCGAGUCCUGCCUGCCGGGCGUCUACACGGCAGCGGAGCUGAGGCCGGCGCUGGAGCGGCCCCCGCAGGACCCCAACGCCCCAGGGGCUUCUGGGAAGCCCUUCCACAAGGAGGGGCUGAGCGCCGCGGAGCAGAAGGAGAAAGAGCGUGGAGACGAGAAACACUGCUUCAACCUCUUCGCCAGCGACCGAAUCUCCCUGAGCCGGGACCUUGGCCCUGACACCAGACCUCCGGAAUGCAUCGAGCAGACAUUCAAGCGCUGCCCUCCCCUGCCGACCACCAGCGUGAUCAUCGUGUUCCACAACGAAGGCUGGAGCACCCUGCUGAGGACGGUAUACAGCGUCCUGCACACCUCCCCCGCCAUCUUCCUCAAGGAGAUCAUCCUGGUGGACGACGCCAGCGUGGACGAGGUGUUGAAGGACGAGUUGGACGAGUACCUGAAGCGUCUCCAUAUCGUGCGCGUGGUAAGGCAGAGGGAGAGGAAGGGCCUCAUCACCGCCCGCCUGCUCGGAGCCUCCGUGGCCAGCGGAGACACCCUCACCCUCCUAGACGCUCACUGUGAGUGCUUCAGUGGCUGGCUGGAGCCUCUGCUGGCCAGGAUAGCGGAGAACAACACGGCCGUGGUGAGCCCCGACAUCACCACCAUCGACCUCACCACCUUUGAGUUCAUGAAGCCGUCGCCGUACGGACAGAACCACAACCGCGGGAACUUUGACUGGGGCCUGUCGUUUGGCUGGGAGGGCCUGCCAGACCGGGAGAAGCACAGGAGGAAGGAUGAAACCUAUCCCAUCAAGACACCAACUUUUGCCGGAGGGCUCUUCUCAAUCUCUAAGGACUACUUCUAUCACAUCGGGAGCUACGACGAGCAGAUGGAGAUCUGGGGCGGAGAGAAUAUCGAAAUGUCGUUCAGGGUGUGGCAGUGCGGGGGGCAGCUAGAGAUCAUCCCCUGCUCCACGGUGGGCCACGUGUUCAGGACCAAGAGCCCCCACAGCUUCCCCAAAGGCACGCAGGUCAUCGCUCGCAACCAGGUCCGCCUGGCGGAGGUGUGGAUGGACGAGUACAAGGAGAUCUUCUACCGGCGCAACCAGCAAGCGGCGCAGAUUGCUAAAGAUAGAGCUUUCGGAGACCUUUCCAGCCGCGUGGACCUCCGCGAGCGUCUGCAGUGCCAGAGCUUCUCCUGGUAUCUGAAGAACGUCUACCCUGAGGUGUUCAUGCCCGAUCUCAACCCGCUCUACUUUGGCUCGGUGAAGAACCUGGGGAAAGACUCGUGUCUGGACGCAGGAGAGAAUAACGAGGGGGGGAAGCAGCUCAUCAUGUACCCGUGCCACGGCCUCGGAGGAAACCAGUAUUUCGAGUACUCCACGCACCAUGAGAUCCGACACAACAUCCAGAAGGAGCUGUGUCUCCAGGGGGUGGAUGGGGCCCUGAAGCUGGAGGACUGCCAAUUCAAAGGCAGGAGCACGUCCGUGGGGCCAGAGCAGAGGUGGGAGGUGAAGGAGAACCAGCUGUUCUUCAUGCCAGGACUGAACCUGUGUCUGACAGCCCGCCACGGGUCGCCUGCCUUAGCCUCCUGCAACCCCUCUGACCGCUUCCAGCUCUGGGUCUUCACCUGAGGGCGGUCUCCUGUCCCCCCCUGAGGGCGGUCUCCUGUCCCCCCUGAGGGCGGUCUCCUGUCCCCCCUGAGGGCGGUCUCCUGUCCCCCCCUGAGGGCGGUCUC